Cimex lectularius (bed bug) is the source of this 1184-nucleotide messenger RNA. RefSeq names its product zinc finger protein draculin-like. Bases 197 to 952 code for a protein of 251 amino acids. The record is from RefSeq and is a predicted model, not a curated record. The transcript is spliced from 2 exons. Gene Ontology annotation, biological process: regulation of transcription by RNA polymerase II. Lineage: Eukaryota; Metazoa; Arthropoda; Insecta; Hemiptera; Cimicidae. Gene Ontology annotation, molecular function: DNA-binding transcription factor activity; RNA polymerase II cis-regulatory region sequence-specific DNA binding.
GUUCAACUUGCAACCUGCCUCGGUGCCUCCCCUGAACCUAGACCGUUUUGUAAACAAAUUAUGGACAGUCGGAUAGUUUUGUCUUUUUUUCUAUUUUAACGGAAAAUCUUCUUUUUUAUUCUUUCCAGGCGAGAAAGUGAGAGAGGAAAGAAAAGCCUGGAGAGAGAGAGAUAGAAGAGGGAAGCUUGUGUUUACAAUGUCAUCUAAGAAUGGUGUCGAAGUGGAAGGAAAGAAUGUGCAGAAUGACAAGCAGCCGGAAGAUGAGGGCUACCCCGAGAUCCCGUUUUCGUACGAGUGCCUUGACUGCGACACGUCAUUCGAUGACAACAUCCAGCUCAUGUCGCACGUUUGCACUGCAGAGGUGAAGAAGACGGACAAGAAGAGCCGCUACCCGUGCAAGUACUGCGACUACACGUUUCCGGUGCCUAGCAAGCUGAAGCGGCACAUGAAGACGCACGUCGAGAAGAAAGGCUUCGCCUGCGACAAGUGCGAUUACUCAACCGGACGCGAGUCCAGCCUUCAGAGUCACUCGCAGUCGCAUUCGAACGGCUGCUCCGUCUGCGGUGAUGGAUUCCCUACUCCGAACAAGCUCAAGGCGCACAUGAAGACGCACGGCGAGAAGCCUUACACGUGCGACUACUGCAGCUACGCCUGCGACCAGGCCGGCAAGCUCAAGGUGCACAUGCGGACGCACACGGGCGAACGGCCGUACCCGUGCCCAAAUUGCAGCCACGCCUUCUCAAAGGCAUGGAACCUCAAGGUGCACAUGAAAACGCAUAUGCGUGACCUAGCAUGCAAAAAGUGUGACUAUAACGCUUCCAACGUUCAAGACCUGAGGGUGCAUGCAAUGGCGCACGUCGGCAACCAGGUGAAAGUGCACAACUGCACCAUGUGCGCCUACUCGUCCAACCAAAUUUAUAAACUCAAACGUCAUAUGAAAACCCAUAUUUAAAUAAAUAUGCCACAAUUUCAGCGCCUCCCAUAUUAUUUAAAUAUCACAUAUAUAUAUUUACAAAAAAGGAAAAAAAAAACUUUAAAAACCCUAAAAAAUAAUUAGUGAUCGUGUCUGUGAUAAACUUAUGAUUACAGGACAUCUUUUACCCACUUUCUUAAUUUAAAUGUUAUGUAUAACCAAUCAAUGUCAUGUGAUAAUGUAAAUAAAAUAAUUUCUUAUUUUUUAUAUA